Struthio camelus australis is the source of this 7627-nucleotide messenger RNA. The record is from RefSeq and is a predicted model, not a curated record. Lineage: Eukaryota; Metazoa; Chordata; Aves; Struthioniformes; Struthionidae.
GUGAUACUGUCACUAUCGGAGAUGUAUCUUUCAAACUCAAAACACCAAAGAACCCAGAACUUGUUCCACAGAACUACAUGACAGAUUCUUUGGCCCAGUCUGUAAUCCACCAUUUAAGAUGGAUCAUGCAGAAAGAUCUUCUCGGCCAAGAUGUCUUUCUUAUUGGUCCUCCUGGGCCCCUCCGGCGGUCUAUUGCCAUGCAGUACCUGGAGCUGACGAAGCGGGAGGUUGAAUACAUUGCACUGUCGAGGGACACUACAGAAACUGACCUCAAACAGCGACGAGAGAUCCGAGAUGGCAGUGCUUUUUAUCUUGAUCAGUGUGCAGUUCGUGCAGCUACAGAAGGCAGAAUCCUUGUGUUGGAAGGUUUGGAGAAGGCUGAGCGCAACGUCUUGCCCGUAUUGAACAAUUUGCUGGAGAACAGGGAAAUGCAGCUAGAAGAUGGUCGUUUUCUCAUGUCUGCAGAACGUUACGACAAGCUUCUGCAGGAACAUACGAAAACAGAGUUAGAUGCAUGGAAGAUUGUUCGGGUUAGUGAAGAUUUUCGAGUAAUAGCAUUGGGCCUGCCAGUACCUAAAUAUUCUGGUAACCCGUUGGAUCCUCCCCUUCGCUCUAGAUUUCAAGCUAGAGAUGUUUAUCAUCUGCCUUUUAAGGAUCAUCUUCAGCUAUUAUAUUCAAUUGGAUCAAACAUUUCUACAGAGAGAAUUUCUCAGCUCCUGUCUUUUGCUACAACUCUCUGCUCUCAAGAAUCUUCUACACUGGGACUUCCAGAUUUUCCUUUAGACAGCUUAUGGGCUGCAGUUCGGAUUUUGGAUUCCUUUCCUAUGAUGUCAGUCCAGCGUGUUGUUGAACGGCUUUACCCCUAUAAUAUUUUCCUCAGAAAGGAAGGCAGGACUGCUGUCAAAGAUACAUUAAAACGUUUUGAGCUACAGGAUUCAAAAAGCCAUUUGCUUCCCAGAAGGAUUACAAAAGUAGAAAGCGUACAUGGAAACAAAACCUUCAAGGCUGAUGUAACUGUCCAGAUUGGUGAAACAGAAGUGAUGUUCCAGGUUCCAGCUGGGACUGGACCAUUAAAACAACAUUCUGGAUCAGAUUCUUUCAUAAGGACUCCCAGUCAUGAUCAGCUGUUGGCAGAAAUGAUGCAAUCCCAUAUGGUUAAAGAUAUGUGCUUAAUUGGAGGAAAAGGCUGUGGCAAAACAGUUAUUGCUAAGGAGUUUGCUGAUAUACUAGGAUACAGCAUAGAACCUAUCAUGCUAUAUCAGGAUAUGACAGCUAGAGAUUUGCUGCAGCAAAGGUAUACUCUUCCUAAUGGAGACACUGCUUGGAGACCAUCGCCACUUGUUACUGCUGCCCUGGAAGGAAAGCUUGUUAUUCUUGAUGGCAUUCAUCGAAUCAACCCUGGCACUCUAGCUGUACUUCAAAGGCUGAUUCAUGACAGAGAACUGACUCUCUAUGAUGGCACCAGAUUAUUAAGGGAAGAUAGGUAUCAACACUUAAAAGAAGAAUUACAGCUCUCCAGUGAGAAACUACAGGAAAGGUCCAUCUUUCCUAUCCACCCCUCAUUCAGAAUAAUUGUCCUAGCCGAACCUCCUGUCAUUGGAAGCAGUACCCAACAAUGGUUGGGUCCAGAGUUUCUGACGCUGUUUCUUUUUCAUAAUGUUCAAUCUUUAAGCAAGAAUGAAGAAAUUCAAAUUAUUAAAGAAAUGAUUCCAAACGUACCCAGUGCUGCUGUGGAGCAAUUGUUGUCAUUAACGCACAAGCUUCGGGAGACAAAUGAUGCCACAGCACAGUCACUUGCUUCAUCUUUAUCUACUCGACAACUGUUGCGAAUUUGUCGUCGACUGUCACACUACCCUGACGAAAGUCUUUACUAUGCUGUUAAUAAAGCCUGCCUUUCCAGGUUUUUACCCAACCUUGCCAGAUCAGCUUUACAGAAAAAUCUGCUGGAUUCUAGGAUUGAGACAAAUCCAGAUGACAUAAGGAAACUAGAGGAGAAGGAUUACACCUGUGAAGUAAGCAACGGGAUUCUGAAGAUAGGGUCUGUGGCUAUGCCAAUUUAUAACCCAACUGAGAAAAUGAAAGUGCCUGAUGUUUUAUUUUAUGAAAACACUCAGCACAUGAUGGUAAUGGAAGACAUGCUGAAAGACUUCCUGCUUGGAGAACAUCUUCUUUUAGUUGGCAAUCAGGGUGUUGGGAAAAACAAGAUUGUUGACAGAUUCCUUCACCUCUUAAACAGACCUAGAGAGUAUUUACAGCUGCAUAGACUGCCGUUACCAGAACAUAAAUUUAUGGGCUACUGGAGAAUUGAUGACCCGGGAAGUGCACGACAGAAACUGCUGUGUCCAACAGAAACUCAAAGAAUAGAUGUAAAGGGACCUGCGUACCUAAAUAUUCAAGCAUUUCCAGUGGAGCGACAUGAAGCCAGGUCCCUCAGUUUCACAGAAGAGCUUGCUUUUUGGACACUACCUAUGAAUGAAGUUAACUUAGUUUGUGAUGUUGCUGUAACAAAAGAAGAUGAAGCUGAGAAUGUUCUUUACGUUGCUGCGUGCAAUCCUGUUUCCUUGUACUUUAUGAAUGUUUCUAGUAAGAGCGGAUACUUGGUGGAUUUUUAUGACCUCUUCCCCAGAACAGUUGGAAAUGUCUGGCAGCCUUUUGUGACUGUGGCACCGCUGGGAAAUCCACUGAAAGGUCAAGUGAUUCUACAGGAAGAGCAGAGUAACGUUGUGUUGUUGCUGGAUACAAACAACGGUGCUCUUCGCCGGCUUUUGCUCUUACCAGAUACUCAAGAGACUCCAAAGAAAACAUCUUGGUGGAGCAGCAAGGAAGAGAUGAACAACUACAAAAUGUGCCGAGAGUUUUCACAUAAAAAUUGGCUGGUGUUCUACAAAGAAGAAGGGAACCGCCUUAUUGUACUGGAUGUACUGGAGGGUCAAACUCAUACCAUCUCACUUCCAAUCGAUCUCAAAUCUGUUUUCCUGGUGGCUGAAGAUCGGUGGCUAUUGGUGGAAAAUCAGACAAAUCGGAAAUUUCUUUUAACCAAGCGUGCCCAGAUGGAAGCUGAAGACAGUGAGGUUUGCCAGCUGUAUGCGCUGAGUGAAGAGCCAGCUGACACAGGAUUUGGCUUAACAACAGCGUCAGAACUGUGCGCGCCACAUGCAGUUUCAAGUGACCAGUUAUCUUCAGAAAACCUCACUGCGGCUGUGGGACAAAAGAUCAGCUCCCCCAACAGGAUUUUCUCAGAUGAACAUAAUUAUGCUACUAUUGUUAUUGGUUUCCCAGACCUCUUGUCUCCGAGUGAGGUGUAUAGCUGGAAAAGAAACUCCUCUCUGAGUCGCAGACAUGCUUCUCCUUCUGAUCCAUUUUAUUAUGGAGCCCGGAGGAAAACAGGAGCUGCAAAACAAACCAAUUGUGUAACUUUAUUGUCUUCUAAUCAAAUAGUCAGAAUUUUAGCACCUGGAGAUGUGCCUUUGAAAGACAUUUACCCAAAAGAUGUCCCUCCUCCACAAGCUGCUGGGUACUUAGAAGUAACAGAUCUCAACUCAAAGAAAAUCAAAUACAUUGCUAUUCCUAGAUCAGGAUCUCUCUCUCCGUAUACAUCUUGGCUGUCUAAGAUCUCAGACACAGAUGCCCUGUUGGCACCUCUGGGCAAAGUAGGUCUCGUUAGUGUGGACAUGGGAGGUGGCGUGAGACUUUGGGAGACAGGACUCGACAGCCUGCAGCGUUCGCUGCAGGACUGGAGGAACAUGGUCGGACAAGAGGAUGGUCGACCUGUACAGAUAACGAUUGAGAGGGACAGUGGUUUGGACGUCAGUUCUCCCAAGCAUGGAAAGGUUGAUCCAGACAACAUGCCUCACGUUGGCGGAAACACUUGGGCUGGUGGAACAGGUGGGAGAGACACUGCUGGCUUAGGUGGUAAGGGUGGGCCAUACCGAUUGGAUGCCGGCCACAAGGUUUACCAAAUAUCGCAAGCUGAAAAGGAUGCUGUUCCUGAAGAAGUUAAGAGAGCUGCACGGGAGAUGGCAGAAAAGGCCUUUAAACAAAGAUUAAAAGAGAUUCAGAUGAGUGAAUAUGAUGCAUCUACUUAUGAAAGAUUCUCUGGAGCAGUCCGACGACAGGUUCAGUCUCUCCGCAUCAUCUUAGACAAUCUGCAGGCCAAGGGUAAGGAAAGACAAUGGCUGAGACACCAAGCUGUUGGGGAGCUAGAUGAUGCCAAAAUCAUUGAUGGGCUGACAGGAGAAAAAGCCAUUUAUAAACGACGGGGAGACCUUGAGCCACAACCUGGGAGCCCCCAGCAGAAACCUAAACGUCUGCGCCUAGUAGUGGAUGUUUCUGGUAGCAUGUACCGCUUUAACGGGGUGGAUGGACGACUGGAGCGCUCCAUGGAGGCUGUCUGCAUGGUCAUGGAAGCUUUUGAGAAUUAUGAGCACAAGUUCAAGUAUGAUAUUGUGGGACAUUCAGGAGAUGGCUUCAACAUCACCUUGGUUGGGAGUGACAAAGUUCCCAAGAACAAUAAGCAAAGAUUAGAGAUUCUUAAGAUCAUGCAUGCCCACUCUCAGUUCUGCAUGAGCGGAGACCACACCUUGGAAGGGACAGAGCAUGCCAUUCAGGAUAUCGCCAAGGAAGAUGCUGAUGAGUAUUUUGUUAUCGUCCUGAGUGAUGCGAAUCUUGAGCGAUACGGUAUUCUACCAUCAAGGUUUGCCCAGGCCUUGACCACCAAUGCUCAAGUCAAUGCUUUUGCCAUAUUCAUAGGAUCUUUAGGAGACCAAGCAGAUAGGUUGCAGAGGACACUACCAGCAGGCCGGUCUUUUAUUGCCAUGGAUACCAAGCAGAUUCCCCAGAUUUUGCAGCAGAUCUUUACAUCUACCAUGCUGUCAAGCGCCUAGCCAUCGCUGAGGUCGUGACGUGUGAAUUCAAAGAAGAAAUCCACUCCCGCCAAGGAUACGAACCCUAAAGCGGAGGAUAAACACCAUUAUUAAUAAAGCACCUGCUGCUCUUUAACAAGAAAGCCAACCCAAAUCUGCACGGUGGCUGUGCUGUAAAAUUUCACCACAAAGCUCUCAACUGACAUAAAAGGGUGUUCAAAGAAUUGCAGGGGGGCUGGGGUGCAACUCAGGAUGGCUGCAGAGCAAAUGUUUUUUCAGAGGGACAAAUAAAUAAAGGACCAUUUGUGAUCAUUACUCUGGCUGAUGUAUUGCCAGCACUGCACUAUCAUCUCACCCUGUUUUAUUAAUAGCAUCCCUUGGUCCUCUGGGGUUAGAUAACGUUAUACAAGAUGGAGCCAGCUCAUCUGUUUCAGUGUUUUGUGUGCACAUGUCUGGAUAGUUAAUUCCCUUUCUAAUUCUGAACAGGACUGCUCUGGUCGAAGAGGAAACCCUGCCUUCCUGCGCGGGUGCUUUCUUGUCCUGGUCGGCACCCGGACUUCACUGCUGGGUGGUGGGAACAGUGGAGCAGUUUGGAAACACAGACCGUCGCCGUGUAAACAUCCAUUAUCUGAUAAGGCACGGCACUCAGAGUUGUCAGAUCGAGAGAAAGUGGCUGUUAAGAAGAAUUAACAAAUAAUAGUAAAAAAGAUUCUUUCAGCUCUGCUGGUGAAAAAUGAGGGGAAAGGGUCAAAAGGGUCUUAAGACACACCUGCCACUAUUUCCAAGGAGUGAAGUGCCUCUGUAUGUCCUUUGUAAGGCAGAGGAUGGCAUCCCGCUUCGCCGUUGCCCAGAGUCCCCGGGAGGGCCACGGCACCCCAGAGGCUGGAGGUGCCUUUUAGACGGGGGAAACAAAAAAGUCACUAGCACUCUGCUAGAGCUCCUUUAUACUCUUGCUUGGGUCUUUUGAAUAUCCGUCUGGAGGGCAUAUCUAGGUAUUAAAGCUUUUUUCUAAAGGAAGAGAAAAAGAAAAUGUGUUUUCAUUGUAGCAAGGUAUCUGUGUUGGGAUAUUUCUUUAAUAUCCAGGACAUUUAUAAAGACUUACUUUAGAAUUCAGGUGGCUGGUGUUUGAUUUGUCCCUGAGGAGAUAUCCCUAUUUAUAUCCUAAAGAACAGAUAUCUUGUAGUGCAUCAGGAACACAAAAAUACUUGAGGAAUUGAAUUCAUCAUUUAACUAGCUGGUGUUUCUCUGCAUCAUCACUAAUACUCUCUGCUCAUAUUAACUAAUUUCAGGGUAAGUGAUUAGAAAAAAAAUCAAGAGUGCUCAUAAAAAUAAGAAAGGAGAAACUAUGGUACUUCUCUUGUAAUAUUUCUCUUAAUACUGCCGUUGCUCAAAUUGCAUUGUGAGGGGAGGAGACAUAUCAAUUCGAUCUUAUUACAUACAACCAUCCAUGGUUUAAGGGGUUAAGUUUCUAAUGGCCAUUUGCUACUAUGUCAGUCCUGUAGCAGCCUGUUACCCCGUUCACUUCCACACAAGUAUAAAUGCCAGGAGUGUCCAGCAGUUCAAAAUAUGAGACAUGGUAUAAUUUCCAGUUUCAGAAGAUGCACUUCAUUUCCAGAGGCUCUGCCUUCGUUAAACUGAGGACAGGCAUUCAGAAUUGUAACUUGAAAAGUCUUUGCCAUAGUGUCAAAAAUGUCCUGCUUUUAGGAAGUGUUUGAAUUUCUGGGGCAUUGGUGUUCUUGUUAGUGCACUGUCGUUUUGGAAACAGCUGUAGGCUGUGACCUCAUGUAACAAUAAGUCUUGCCCAAAUAUUGUGAAAUAAUUGUUCAGACUGAACUGCAGAGAUAACCCAAACUCAGAGCGGACGUUGCUUUGAUUGCCUAGACAGCUUCAAAACUCCUUAUGGCAUGAGGGGACGGAAGGCAUUUUUCAAAGGUUUGUUAUAUUGUUGGAAUAACUAUAUACAUAAAAACAAAGAGGUUAAAGAUGGAAUUCCUGUUUAGAGAGAAGGGAAUUGGGAGGGGAACGAUGGGAAGAUUAUCCCUGGCUGCGACAAAUACAUACAUGCACACGCACACACAGAGCUAUUUACGGAAGUGCAGGUCAAAAUAUAAGUAUCUUGGCAUCGUACAUACAUUUUGAGGUAUCAAAUGCAAUAAAAAAUCGACGUAUUAAUAAUUCUGUUAGUAAUUGUCCUUACAUGUAGUAAUUCCUUCAGCACCUCCAAUUUUAUCACUAGCAGUUCUUUAAAAAGGAAAAAUGUUAUUAUAGUCACAAGUACUGAAUGCGCUCUGGAUUACUUGUGUGGAUAAACUUCCUCACUUUGCAUCUAUUUACACUAUGAAACUGUUACCUUUAUAGUAAAAAUUUGUGUUAUUUAAAAGAGAUGAUUGUGCAAUAACAAAUUCCAUUUAAAACCUUCAGUCUGAGUAUCACUGUAAAUGGUAUUUAAUGUCACGCUAUUUAACAGUACUUGUUCAUGUUUCCUUUGGUUUUAUUUUUUCUUUCAAGACACCCCCGUUGUGUUUCACUUCCCGUUUCAGGGAGCCACAGGAUACGGCUGCAUUUGCAGACCGGCCGCUGCAGGGAGCCCGAUUGCAAGGAUCUGAAAGCAGCUUCUGGUCAAAUUUGAGAGGAAGGGAGGAGAGAUUAACGAAAAGGUCAUUUUUUUAGUCUGGAAGGAGGAUUUUCUGGUUUAGUUUUGAACAGCGCUUCAUUGCAGACCAUAUUGGACCUGACAGCGUCUCUCUAAAUUGUUAAAAUUUAGA